Molecule: messenger RNA, 2225 nt
Organism: Paramecium pentaurelia
Lineage: Eukaryota; Ciliophora; Oligohymenophorea; Peniculida; Parameciidae
Source: the annotation of a GenBank genome assembly
AUGAAAAAAUAAUAUGGCAAUUCAUUUAUUUUAGACACUUCGAUUGUAACUUACAUUAAUUAUAAAAGGGAAUGAAUAACACAAUUUACUUGAGUCCUAAUGCAAAAAAACCAAUGACUAAUAGUUUUUCAAAUAAAACAGAUCUAUAUGAUUAAAAUUUGUAAUGCAAUAUAUUUCUCUUUCUAUCAAUUGUACAUGGAAAUCAUCAAUUAAAUAAACUAUUUAUAUAAAGAUGUGGUAAUAAAGAUAAGUUUUUAUAAAUGUUUGAUACUUUGUAAUACUCUGCUUUAUUAACAAAAGUUCUUCAAAUAGUGAAUUAAUAUUUUACAGAAACUUCAACUUAAUGUUAUGAAUAAUAUCCUAUUAGUAAUAAUAAAUCAUGGUACUCAUCUGAUUAAAAAUACACACCUAAAUAAGGAAGUAAUGAUAAAUUUUAAUCAAUGAUAAAGAAAAUAAUAACAACUGAUCUAGAUCCUUUAAAGUCUUUAAUUAAUAGAGUUUAAGAAUAAAAUUACAGUUAAUAUUAAUCUUCAAAUAAACUUGCAUCAACAUCUCAACUUUCGAAUAAAUUGAGUGAGAAGUUGAUGAAAACUAAUAUACUCAAGGAUUAAUUAAAAGAAAAGAUUACAAAAUUAGCUAUGUAGAAUAGUUACAAUUAUUAAUAUAAAGUAAUGAAGACUGAAUCAGAUGUUUCUUAAUCUUAACCUGUACUUAUGAGAGAUACUCCAAGUUAGACAAUCUCAUAAUAAGAACCAAUUUUUCAUAAGCAAAAUAGAAUCUCUUUUGGAUAACAAUAAUUGUUUAAUAAUGUUACAAAUGGGGAUUAGAUUAUUGAAUAUUAAUAAAAUGGAAAAAAUUAAAAAACAUUAAUUGAAUCUUCUCCUACAUUUCUACAUCAUUAAUUAAAGGAUAAUGCUAUUUAAACAUCUGAGAAUGAAAUAAAUGUCUAAAAUUCCAAUAUUCAAAAAGAAGAAUAGAGUAAUGAUCAUUCUUUGGAUUUAUCAUAAGAAAGAUCAAAAAGAUUUGAAGGAACGUUUGGUAAAGUUAGAAAUAGAGAUGGUAAAAAUAAGAAAAAAUCAAAUAGUGUAUCUGGUAAUGUAUCACCAUAAAGAAGUGAAAGACAUAAUCAUGAAGUUAUUUCGAUAGAUUAAAUAUAACAUAAAAAAAAAAUUAGUAUUAAUAGUGUAAAUAGAAGAUAUAAUAUACUAACAAAUGAAUAAUUGGAAUGAUUAAAACAAAAUAAAAUUUAAUAACAUAUUUAAAAUGUCUAUUUUAACAAUGUAUUAAUCUAAUACAAAAUCAGCCCUAUCAAAAGUUCAAUCUCUUGGAGCUGUUACAUCUACUCCUCUUAAAACUAAUAAAUCUGUAUAAUAAGAUAGAGAAUUAUUAUACAACAGUUAACUUAUGUAAAAAGCAUUAAUUGAAUCAUGUAAAAAAGCAAAGGAAAAUAGAAUGAACUCUCCUACAUAUAAAGUUACUGAUACUAUUGUUUAAGUAAAUUAUUAUUCUAAUCAGGCUAAUUAAGAUACACCAAUAUAGAAAUCAGGCAAAAAGAAGGCUUUAUUCAGUGGAAUUGAUUCUUAAAGUGAUCCCUUUAGAAAUGUACAUACUUCAUCAAACAAAACUAAUGUGAAAUUGAUGAUGUUUAAUGAAGGACAUUAUAUGAAAAAAUAUCAAUAAUAAUCAUCAGAAAUUCAUUAAGAAAAAGAUUAUAGGAGUUCUAUUAGAGUAUAUAAAUAAGAACAAAAAACUGAAAGUGAGUAAAAAAGAUUAAGAAAAAGUGUACCAGGUUAACCAGUAUUUAAAGAUCCAAUUUUAUCACCAGAUUCUAAAGUAGAUAAAAAAGUAUACAAAUUUUAUAAUGCUAAUUUAGUUAAGAAUAUCUUGUCUUCAAAAAUCAGAAUAAUAAAGUAAAAUGGAAAGUAUUAGAACUUAUGGUCAUGCAAAUUCAUCUUUAGGAUUUCGUAAUAGUGUAACUUAAGGUUAAAAAGAUGAUACUAGUCCUAUGAAAAUGAGAGAAAGUAAUACUUAUAAAAGUGAUAUGAAAAGUAUAUUAAGUUAAAAUGAAACACUUAAAAAAUUAGUAAUUUAAUUAAUUUUACAAUAUUUUAUAGUAUUCAAGAACUGAUUAUAAAGGAUGUGAUAAUAUAAAGAAAUCAAAAAAAGUAAGCAUUAAAAUGGAUGUUCCAAGACCUAUAUCAGCUUUUGCUAUAUUUGAUAAAUGA